CUAAUGGCCAGUGUCAUGAGGCCAACGGUUUUUUUCCCAACCAACAGCAGUGUGACAGUUAUUAUAUCUGUAGGAAUGGUACUCUGACAGAAGGACUGUGUCCAGACGGCUUGGCCUUCAAUGUUCGCGGUUCCUACUGUGACUCUAUACGAAACGUAGACUGCAGCGACAGGCCGCAACUCCAACAACCCCAACCCACAGAAUGGUGUCCACGUCGCUGGGGCGAGUAUCCUCAUGAGAGUGACUGUACGCGCUUUUUGAAGUGUGUGGAUGGAAAAUCUUACGAGUUCCCUUGUCCAGAAGGCCUAGCCUAUAGCUACGAGAAUGGAUACUGUGAUUGGCCUGACCUGGUUCACGGUUGUGAUAGUGAAGCCAUUGUUGGCUUUACUUGUCCUGUCCCCACCUACGAAGAAAUCCAAAACUAUGGAAACCAAAAGUAUCCCGACCCACACGAUUGCAGAAGAUACUAUGUCUGUGUCUCGACCUACGAUGACCCCACGGGAGUGAAGAGAUUACCUCGUUUGCAAACGUGUGAACACGGUCAAGUGUUUAAUCAAGCGACCUUGAAUUGUGACUAUUCUGUCAAUGUACCUGGCUGUGAAAGCUACUAUGGUCCAGCUGCAAAAUAUGCUGUUCCAGUGCAAUCACCGCUACUUGCUCAGUAUGUUGUGCCGAAGACUCCCAUAGCUGGACAAUAUGAUGUCACUGUUAAGGCCCCUGUAGCUGGACUGUAUGAUGCUUCUGUGAAGACUCCCAUAGCUGGGCAGUAUGAUGCCUCUGUGAAGACACCCAUAUCUGGACAGUACGAUGUCCCUGUAGCUGGACAGUAUGAUGCCUCUGUGAAGACACCCAUUGCUGGACAGUACGAUGUUCCUGUAGCUGGACAGUAUGAAGCCUCUUUGAAGCCACAAUUUUAUAAAUAA
Molecule: messenger RNA, 923 nt
Organism: Limulus polyphemus (Atlantic horseshoe crab)
Lineage: Eukaryota; Metazoa; Arthropoda; Merostomata; Xiphosura; Limulidae
Product: protein obstructor-E-like
Exons: 4
Cellular component (GO): extracellular region
Molecular function (GO): chitin binding
Source: RefSeq, a predicted model, not a curated record